This is a messenger RNA of Ricinus communis (castor bean), 2171 nucleotides long. RefSeq names its product threonylcarbamoyladenosine tRNA methylthiotransferase. The transcript has 11 exons. NCBI's taxonomy places the organism in Eukaryota, Viridiplantae, Streptophyta, Magnoliopsida, Malpighiales, Euphorbiaceae. Gene Ontology annotation, biological process: tRNA methylthiolation. Gene Ontology annotation, molecular function: tRNA (N(6)-L-threonylcarbamoyladenosine(37)-C(2))-methylthiotransferase activity; 4 iron, 4 sulfur cluster binding. Gene Ontology annotation, cellular component: endoplasmic reticulum. The record is from RefSeq and is a predicted model, not a curated record. The coding region runs from base 93 to 1985 and encodes 630 amino acids.
GCUUGAAUAUAGGCAAGAACUGAAAUGGACUUAAAAGUACUAUAGUAAACACACAGCACUAGUCGCAGUCUGCAAGUGUUUGAAAGAGCGAAAUGGAAGACAUAGAAGAUUUGUUAAUUGGUAGUGGUAGUGGAGGUGGUGCUCCUCCUGGGUUUCGUUUGCCACUCAAUUCAGUUGGAGUUUAUCCCAAGAAAAUCAUUAAGAAGAACAAAGGUUACCUUAAUCAUGGAAUCAGCCUUUCUCAAUCCCUUUUAUCUCCCAAAAUCCCUGGCACUCAGACCAUAUAUAUCAAGACUUUUGGAUGCUCACAUAAUCAGAGUGAUAGUGAAUAUAUGGCUGGUCAGCUUUCAUCGUUUGGUUAUGCAUUAACUGACAUUCCUGAGGAUGGAGACCUGUGGCUGAUCAAUACAUGCACUGUAAAGUCUCCAAGUCAAUCUGCCAUGGAUACUAUAAUAGCAAAGGGUAAAAGUGCAAAAAAGCCCCUCGUGGUUGCUGGAUGUGUGCCCCAAGGUAGUCGAAAUUUGAAAGAACUAGAAGGAGUCAGUAUAGUUGGAGUGCAGCAAAUAGACCGUGUAGUUGAAGUUGUUGAAGAGACUCUAAAAGGUCAUGAAGUGCGGCUUUUAACCCGCAAGACAUUGCCAGCACUCGACCUCCCAAAGGUUCGAAAGAACAAGUUUGUGGAGAUUCUUCCAAUUAAUGUUGGUUGUUUAGGGGCUUGCACUUACUGCAAGACAAAGCAUGCCCGUGGUCAUCUAGGGAGCUACACUAUUGACAGCCUUGUAGGGCGUGUAAGAACAGUUGUAGGUGAUGGAGUAAAAGAAAUAUGGUUGAGCAGUGAAGAUACUGGAGCAUAUGGUCGUGAUAUUGGGGUCAAUCUUCCACGUUUAUUGAAUGCUAUUGUUUCUGAACUUCCUGCUGAUGCAAGCACAAUGCUCCGUAUCGGGAUGACAAAUCCUCCUUUUAUUCUUGAGCACUUGAAAGAGAUAGCAGAAGUUUUGCGUCACCCAUGUGUAUAUUCUUUUCUUCAUGUACCAGUGCAAUCUGGGAGUGAUAAUGUUUUAAAUGCAAUGAAUCGAGAAUACACUGUGAGCAAUUUCAGGACAGUGGUUGAUACCUUAACUGAACUGGUUCCAGGGAUGCAAAUUGCCACCGACAUAAUAUGUGGUUUCCCAGGUGAAACGGAUGAUGAUUUUGCUCAAACUGUCAGCCUUAUUAAUGAAUACAAACUCCCUCAAGUUCAUAUAUCACAGUUUUAUCCUAGACCAGGAACUCCUGCUGCAAGGAUGAAAAAGGUUCCAAGUAACAUAGUGAAGAAACGGAGCCGUGAAUUGACUGCUGUUUUUGAAGCUUUCACUCCAUAUAAUGGAAUGGAGGGUAGAGUGGAAAGAAUAUGGAUAACUGAAAUAGCAACUGAUGGAAUUCACUUGGUUGGCCAUACAAAGGGAUAUGUGCAGGUGCUUGUGAUUGCUCCAGAAACCAUGCUGGGAACCUCGGCUAUUGUUAAGAUAACGUCUGUUGGAAGGUGGUCUGUUUUUGGAGAAGUGAUCCAGACUCUCAACCAAACAAAUAGGGGAGUGGCUUCUGCCGAAAAAAUGCCUAGUGGGGGCAAAUAUUCUCCCUGCUCUGACCCAUGUGAAACUUGUGCAUGUUCAAAAGAGCCAGAGUCUUGUGCUUGCGGACCAGAGAGUUGUGGAGGACAGAAUCCUUUGGAAGAAAGUGCCAUUGCACAGAAUGAUAUGCUGCUGGAAGAUCGAAAUAGAAGAAAUCUAAUAGGAUGGUUAUUAAGAAAGCGAAAAAACCAAACACAGAAAAUAGUGGAGAAUAAUAUUGCCUUGGAAUCCAUAAAAAAGCAAGAGUGGACCAAAGGAACCUUUAGUAUGUGGGGCGCUGUCGAUAGGGCUCUCCUCGGAGGAAUGCUUGUCAGCUUAGUAACAAUUGUAGCUCUACUACUACAUCUUGGUUUUAGGACUACCUCAACCAAGUAAACUGUACUUUCUUUUAAGUUUUACCUGUCCAAUUUUUGAGAGAGGAUUCUUAUGAAAGAUUCAAGAACAUGCCAGGAAAGUUUUUGGUCGUAAUACUGAUACUAAAAUUGUAUUUUUCUGCACAAUCAUUACUAAGAUGUGGCUUCAUUGAUUUGGAUUUUUGGUUUCGGAUAACCACAAAAAGCA